Galeopterus variegatus (Sunda flying lemur) is the source of this 493-nucleotide messenger RNA. RefSeq names its product collagen alpha-3(VI) chain-like. Lineage: Eukaryota; Metazoa; Chordata; Mammalia; Dermoptera; Cynocephalidae. The annotation marks the transcript as partial. The transcript has 2 exons. The record is from RefSeq and is a predicted model, not a curated record.
UGGGCGUGAGGAACAUCGACUCCGAGGAGGUGGGAAAGAUCGCCUCCAACAGUGCCACAGCGUUCCGGGUGGGGAAUGUGCAGGAGCUGUCGGAACUGAGCGAGCAAGUUUUGGAAACUUUGCAUGAUGCAAUGCACGAAACCUUAUGUCCUGGUGUGACGGAUGUUUCCAAAGCCUGUAAUCUGGAUGUGAUUCUGGGGUUUGACGGUUCGAGAGAUCAGAAUGUAUUUGUGGCCCAGAAGGGCCUCGAGUCCAAGGUGGACGCCGUCUUGAACAGAAUCAGCCAGAUGCAGAGAAUCAGCUGCAGUGGCAGCCAGAUGCCCACUGUGCGGGUGUCGGUGGUGGCCAACACGCCCUCAGGGCCUGUGGAGGCCUUUGAAUUUGCCGAAUACCAGCCAGAGAUGUUCGAGAAGUUCCAGAACAUGCGCAGCCAGCACCCCUACAUCCUCACGGCCGACACGCUGAAGGCCUAUCAGAACAAGUUCAGACAGUC